Adineta steineri is the source of this 1517-nucleotide messenger RNA. NCBI's taxonomy places the organism in Eukaryota, Metazoa, Rotifera, Eurotatoria, Adinetida, Adinetidae. The record is from the annotation of a GenBank genome assembly.
AUUAUAGCGUCGGUGUCCUUCUUGGGUAUGGUAAUGGUACGUUUGCAGAUCAAAUAGCACAUUCAACUGACGGUGGGCCAUACUGUGUAGCUGUUGGUGAUUUCAACAACGAUAACCGACUGGAUAUUGUUACAGCAAACAUAGCGACCAGUGACAUUAGUGUUUUUUUUGGAUAUGGUAAUGGUUCGUUUGCAGAUGAAAUGAUAUAUUUAACUGGCUCUUUUACAAAGUAUGUAGUUGUUGUUGAUAUCAACAAUGAUAAUCAACUGGAUAUUGUCGUCGGCUAUUCUGAUAACAUCGGUGUUCUUCUCGGAUAUGGCAAUGGUACGUUCGCACAGCAAAUAGCGUUUUCACCUGGCACGGGCUCUCUAGCUAUUGGUGAUUUUAACAAUGAUACUCACCUGGAUAUUGUUGCUCUCAGUGGUUUUAAUGAUAGCGUUAGUAUACUACUUCAGUAUAACAGAGGAGCUUUGAUCAAAUAUAUAAGUUACGCAUCUGGCGGUGCUUCCAGCCUACGAUAUGUUUCUAUUAGUGAUCUAAACAAUGACACUCGACUCGAUAUUAUUGUAGCUAAUUAUGGUACCAACGAUAUUGGUAUUCUUGUUGGAAGUGGAAAUGAUACUUUUCUAAGCCAAAAAAUGCUCAUCAGUGGUUCAAAUUCUCAUCCAUCAGCUAUUGCUAUUGCUGAUUAUAAUGGUGACACGCUAUUGGAUAUUGCUGUGCUAAAUUAUGGUACUAAAGAUAUCGAUAUGCUGAUUGGAAAUGCAAAAGGCACAUUUACAACUCAAACAAAUAAUGGAUUCCAUUUUGUUGCAUCUCCAUUUCUUAUCGUUUCUGGUGAUUUUAGUAAUGAUGGAAAAUCAGAAAUUGCUGUCGCAUGUGAUGGCAAUGAUAAUGUGGAUGUCUUUACUACAUAUAAUACUGGAUCUUUUGUAGAUCCCAUAAUCUAUGCAACUGGUACUUCUCCAUACUCUGUAGCUGUUGGUGAUUUUAACAAUGAUAAUCGACUAGAUAUUGUGGUGCUUAAUAGAGGUGACAACAACGUGAGUGUUUUUCUCGGGUACGGUAAUGGUUUAUUUGGAAAUCAAACGACAUAUUCAACUGGCUCUAAUCCACAGGCCGUAGCUGUCGGUGAUUUCAACAAUGAUAAUCGACUGGAUAUUGUUGUUGCCAAUGGUGAUGACAACAAUGUCAGUGUUCUUUUGGCGUAUGGUAAUGGUUCAUUUGCAGACCAAAUGACAUAUUCAACUGGCCGUGGAUCACAGACUUUAGCUGUUGGUGAUUUCAACAAUGAUAAUCGACUGGAUAUUGUUGUCACCAAUUCUAUCGGCAAUAAUACUAGUGUUCUUCUUGGAUUUAACAAUGGUUCAUUUGCAGAUCAAAUGAUGUAUUCAACUGGCUCAGAUCCACUAGGUGUAGCUGUUGGCGAUUUCAACAAUGAUAAUCUAUUGGAUAUUGUUGUCGCCAAUGAUUAUAGCGUCGGUGUCCUUCUUGGGUAUGGUAAUGGUACGUUUGCA